AUGGCGCGCCGAACGUACAACAUCGCCAUGGUCAGCGACUUCUUCUUCCCGCAGCCCGGCGGCGUCGAGUCGCACAUCUACCAGCUCUCCAGCAAGCUCAUCGACCGCGGCCACAAAGUCAUCAUCAUCACCCACGCCCACGAUGACCGCAAGGGCAUCCGCUACCUCACAAACGGCCUCAAGGUCUACCACGUGCCCUUCUUCGUCAUCUACCGCCACACCACCUUCCCCACCGUCUUCUCCUUUUUCCCCAUCCUGCGCAACAUUUGCAUCCGGGAGCGCAUCGAGAUUGUCCAUGGCCAUGGCAGCCUCAGCAGCCUGUGUCAUGAGGGCAUCUUGCACGCCAGGACCAUGGGGCUGAGGACCGUCUUUACCGAUCACUCGCUCUUUGGCUUUGCAGAUGCUGCUAGCAUCUUGACCAACAAGCUGCUCAAGUUUACCCUGAGCGACGUUGAUCACAGCAUAUGUGUGAGCCACACGUGCAAAGAAAACACCGUCCUCCGCGCCUCCCUCGACCCCCUCAUGGUCUCCGUAAUCCCCAACGCCGUCGUCGCCGAAAACUUCCGCCCCCGCGACUAUCCCUCGUCUCCCGCCACGGGCUUCGCUUCGGACCCGCCCCCCAACCGCCUCGGCCCCAACGACAUGAUCACCAUCAUCGUCAUCUCGCGCCUCUUCUACAACAAGGGUACCGACCUCCUCACCGCCGCCAUCCCGCGCAUCCUCGAGAACCACCCCAACACGCGCUUCGUCAUCGCCGGAUCCGGCCCCAAGGCUAUUGACCUCGAGCAGAUGAUCGAGACCAACGUGCUACAGGAUCGCGUCGAGAUGCUCGGCCCCAUCCGCCACGAGGACGUCCGCGACGUUAUGAUCCGCGGCCACAUCUACCUCCACCCCUCCCUGACCGAGGCCUUUGGCACCGUCAUCGUCGAGGCGGCCAGCUGCGGCCUGUACGUCGUCUGCACCCAGGUCGGCGGCAUCCCCGAGGUCCUCCCCUCCCACAUGACAACCUUUGCCAAGCCCGAGGAGGACGACCUCGUCCUAGCCACCGGCAAGGCCAUCACCGCCGUCCGCGCCGGCAAGGUGCGCACCGAGCGCUUUCACGAUCAGGUCAAGAAGAUGUACUCGUGGGCAAACGUGGCCCUCCGCACCGAGCGUGUCUAUGACGGCGUCACCGGCACCAUCCCCGAGGAGGCCUUUUACGGCUUCGACACAGGCGGCUACAAUGGCAGCCGCGUCCGCAACUUUGCCCUCAUAGACCGCCUCAAGCGCUACUACGGCUGCGGCAUAUGGGCUGGCAAGCUGUUUUGCCUCUGCGUCGUCAUCGACUACCUUUUCUUUCUCUUCCUCGAGUGGUAUUUUCCCAGGGAAAACAUCGACAUUUGUCCAGACUGGCCGCGCAAGACUCUCGUCACGCACACCAAGAAGGGCGGGAGGAGUAAUUGCUCUAGCGGAUCGCACGGAGCCUCCAAGUUAGAUUAA
Molecule: messenger RNA, 1479 nt
Organism: Hirsutella rhossiliensis
Lineage: Eukaryota; Fungi; Ascomycota; Sordariomycetes; Hypocreales; Ophiocordycipitaceae
Product: PIGA (GPI anchor biosynthesis) domain-containing protein
Exons: 2
Coding region: 1-1479 (492 amino acids)
Biological process (GO): GPI anchor biosynthetic process
Cellular component (GO): glycosylphosphatidylinositol-N-acetylglucosaminyltransferase (GPI-GnT) complex
Molecular function (GO): phosphatidylinositol N-acetylglucosaminyltransferase activity
Source: RefSeq, a predicted model, not a curated record